AUAAGUGACCGGGUUACAGUGAAUGGUGCAAGAAUACAUUAUACAACUACAGGCCAUGGUAACCAUGUAGUGCUGUUACUUCCUGGAGCAUUAGGGUGUGCCAAAACAGAUUAUGAACCUCAGUUAAAUGGUAUGAAAAAAGACAAGUUUUCAAUGAUCUGUUUUGACCCUCGAGGUUAUGGUAAAAGUCGACCUCCAGAUCGUGACUGGCCAGCAGAUUAUUUCAGGAGGGAUGCAGAAGAUGCAGUUGGCUUGAUGAAGAAACUGUCUAUCAAGAAGUUUUCAGUAUUAGGUUGGAGUGAUGGAGGUAUAACAGGAUUGAUUCUAGCUGGUCAGUACCCUGAUUUAGUCAAACAUCUGGUAGUCUGGGGCUCCAAUGCUUACGUAGCUCCUGGGGAUGUGCCCCUUUUUGAAGGAAUGUCAGACAUAGACACAUGGAGUGAGAGAAUGAGACAGCCCUUCUUGGAAGUCUACGGUGAAAAAUAUUUCCGAGCUCAGUGGCAGAAUUGGGUGAAGGCGUAUUGUCGUUAUUAUCAUGAGAAGGGAGGUGAUAUUUGUAAAGAAGACAUCAAAAAAAUCAAAUGUCCAACUUUAAUUGUUCAUGGUGAGAAAGAUCCCUUGGUUAGUCCAGAACAUCCGAGUUAUCUUCAUUCUAAUAUUCCACACGCAAAACUACACUUGAUGCCUGAAGGAAAACAUAAUCUACACAUGAGAUUUGCAGCAGAAUUCAACCAAAUCGUGGAGAAGUUUUUAGAAGAAACGUAA
Lottia gigantea (owl limpet) is the source of this 765-nucleotide messenger RNA. RefSeq lists its product as hypothetical. The annotation marks the transcript as partial. The record is from RefSeq and is a predicted model, not a curated record. The transcript has 6 exons. Lineage: Eukaryota; Metazoa; Mollusca; Gastropoda; Lottiidae.